CUCUUAGUUGCCACAUUAUUUUUAAUUUUAAUUUUUUUAAAAGAAUUGCUUUUUAUUUUCCAAAUAUCUAGAAAAAAACAGAACCAGUCGUGCCCGCCAAACCCGCACUGUGCCUCAUUAGCAAUUUCCCAUUUUCAGCCACUUGCCUUUUUCCUUUUAAAUUUCCAUUCAACUUUCCCAGAAAAUUUCAGUCGUCGCCGCGUCAACCCAUUCUCCUCCUUCACAAUUCGGACGCGCGCCACCGGCUGCUGAUCCCUAUAUAUAUAUAUAUAUAUAUAUAUAUUUAAUCCACUGUCUCCAUCGAUUUCCGCCAUUGAAAUCCACAGAGCAAACCUCAAAAACAAACAAAAAAACAAAAAAACAAAAAAAAAAAACAGAUUAUCGAUCGAUCAAUCAAGACAAUGGAAUCAGCGGCCGCUCCGUCUCCAUCGCCGCGAAUCCGUAGCCUCAGCAAGAAGAAAUCAUCUUCGGCGUCGUUCCGUCUCCGGUGCCCUAGCCUCAACUCCCUCCGCCUCCGCCGAAUCUUCGAUCUCUUCGACAAGAACGGCGACGGCGUGAUCUCCGUCCAGGAGCUCAGCCAAGCCCUCGGCCUCCUCGGCCUGGAGGCCGAUCUCGCCGAUCUCGAAUCCACCGUCGAAUCGUUCAUCAAGCCGGGAAAUGUCGGCCUACGAUUCGACGAUUUCGCGUCGCUCCACCAAUCGCUCAACGAAACCUACUUCGCCGCGGAACUCGAGGAGUCGGCGGCGGAGGCGGAGGUUCCGCAGGAGGAGUCGGAUCUGUCGGAGGCGUUCAAGGUGUUCGACGAGGACGGCGACGGCUACAUUUCGGCAAAGGAGCUGCAAGUGGUGCUCGGGAAGCUAGGGUUUGCGGAGGGGAAGGAGAUCGGAAAGAGGGGGUGCGAAAGAGUCGAGAAGAUGAUCACGUCGGUCGACCGGAACCAUGACGGUCGCGUCGAUUUCUUCGAGUUCAAGGAUAUGAUGCGCAGUGUUCUUGUUCGGAGUGCUUAAAAAUGUUUUUAUUUUGGUUUUAUGAUCUGUGAUUUGGAGUGUGAAUUGAAGAGUUUUGGGUUUAAAGAUGCAUAAUUGAAUAGGUGACAUGAUGACAGAAUUUUAAUUCGUAUUGAGAUAAAACUCGUGGCCUUUGUCGUGUUUAUAAUUUGUUUAUCUCUUUUCGUGUCUGUCUUAAUAUUCUGAUCUAUUCAUUACUCUUAUGAAUGCAGUGUUUUUGUUGAAAA
This is a messenger RNA of Morus notabilis, 1234 nucleotides long. Its product is annotated as calcium-binding allergen Bet v 3-like. The transcript has a single exon. The record is from RefSeq and is a predicted model, not a curated record. Bases 402 to 1007 code for a protein of 201 amino acids. Gene Ontology annotation, molecular function: calcium ion binding. Lineage: Eukaryota; Viridiplantae; Streptophyta; Magnoliopsida; Rosales; Moraceae.